Molecule: messenger RNA, 4123 nt
Organism: Darwinula stevensoni
Lineage: Eukaryota; Metazoa; Arthropoda; Ostracoda; Podocopida; Darwinulidae
Source: the annotation of a GenBank genome assembly
UUUGACAGAUGAACAAGCAAGCAUUGUGCUUGAAUUAUGAUGUUGACAAGUUCACAGAGCAGAAUUGUGCGGUGUUUGGAGAGCAUUGAAUGAAGGAAAGGAAAAAAGUAAGAUGACCAGGAGAGGGUCAGAGGAUCACCAAUCUAAUCUACCUCUCACAUAUCUGGUUAAUGUCCCAAAUGACCUUCCAGUAAGUCUCCCUCCCUCCAAGGAGAAACCCCCUUCCUGGAAUGCCUUUCAGGCGAUCCUCAAGUUGGGGAAACAUCGUGAAGUAAAAAAAGGAUUGAGGAAUGGAGGCUGGGGUUGGAAUGAUCCAAUUCGGGCCCACCUUUGGCAUGAAAUCAUGAAGUACCUUCACUCAUCAUCUCAUAUACAUGAUACUUACUAUGAGGAAACUGCUGCCCAACUCUUUCCAGAGAGUGAUGCUGAGAAUAAGAAGUUAGCAUUUCCUGCCUUUGUGGAUCGAGAGCACGUGGAAGAACGAUUUCUGAAUGAGAAAGGGAGAAAAGUGGCUCUGCGCAUUGUUUAUGUCCUUGGCUAUUCCUACCCAGACAUCACCUUUUCUCCUCUACUCUACCCACUGACGGCAAUCAUGCUGCAUUAUAUGCCUGAGGAUGCUGCCUACAUGUGUGUAAACAUGCUUCUAUCUGGAAAGACAGUGACUCAGACCAAACUGGCAUAUGAAUGUCGCUGGCGGACCCUCCUCCACCUGUGUAAGAAGUAUGCUAAGCCAGCAUGGAGUCACUUGAAUGCAUCUCUCAAUAAUCCAGAGAAGCUGGAUCAUCUCUUUGAAGGCUGGCUCUGGUGGAUUUUCGCUGAUCUCCCUUUCCCACAUCUUGUCCGUGUGAUAGACUGUUACCUGUUGGAAGGGCCCAAGGUCUUGUAUCGUGUUGCAUUGGCCAUUCUUCUCCUCUUCUACAAGCAAGGGCAUCUGGUCUCAACUUCAGAAGCAAACAACCUCCCAGAGGCCAUCUCCCACUUCUCCAGAAAUAUUCCUGUCUGUCUACUUACUCAAAGAGAAUGUUCCAUUUUGGGAAUGCAAGGUGUCAACAGCCUCUUCUUUUUGCAGGUGGGUACAGAGAAACUGUUGAAGUGGUCUUUCUCAAUCCGAGGAUUCAGCCGUCAAGAAAUUGAGCGGUUACGGUGGAAGACAGAGGUGUGGUUGAACUCGCGGUCUCGGAGAGGUUCUGGUUCCACCUCACCUCGAAUCACUCGAUCCCGGUCCAUGGACCUCCCCACGUGCCAAUCUCAGGCCCACAUGAAGAUGAUCUCUCACACAUUACCCAUUCCAGAGCUGCUGAUGCUAUGGUCAUGGCUCCCAACACGUAUGACCAUGUACCAGCCAAAACUCCUAUAUACAACAGAAGAACAUGGCUGCUCCAUCACAACCUUCUUCUCCAGGGUUGAAGAACAGGAGGCCACUGUUCUUCUGAUCAAGUCCCACAAUGAUGAAGUGUUUGGUGCAUACUGUUCAGCCCCAUGGGGAGAGCGGAAGAGGAAGAAUGAGAUCACAGGUUAUAAGCACACAUACUUUGGGACUGGGGAGACAUUUGUGUUUACACUUCACCCCAGAGCAAUGAAGUAUGCUUGGGUUGGGAUAAAGCAACAACAGGAUGUGGAAGGCCCUUCAUGCAUGAGACAUGCUGCCCAGCUCUUCAUGGCUGCUGAUCAACACAUGAUCACCAUUGGUGGCGGGCGGGGGCAGGCGAUCUGGAUCGAUGCAGACAUAUGUUAUGGGAAGACAGAAAGUUGCCAGACAUUCGAGAAUCCCCCACUAUGCUCGGAGUCUGAUUUCCAGAUCAAAGUUCUUGAGGUCAUUGGAUUCACUUAGACUCCUGGUAUACCCUGUGAUGAAGGGUACUACCUCAAUUUGCGCUUUCUCUCAUGCCAUGGCUAUGCUAUCACCUUUUGAUCAUUACUGCUGCUACAAUAAUGAUGAUUGAAGUCAUCCUGUAUCUACAGUAUCAUGGUUGUAGGGGUAGUCUGGACGCACAGCGAUGAUGAUCAUGAUUCCCCCCUCUGCCUGCAUCAGCUGGACUUGAUGCAUGUGCUGCUGCUUCACUCCUGGUACCUUGUUCCCCAGCAAAUGGCCACUGGUCUUUUGCUGUAGGUAAAUGGGACCUUGUCAAUGCAGUUAUCUAGAGGCAUGAUGGCAUCUUCUAUGUUAACCUGACAAGUUUGACUAGACUCCCUCUUGAAGACCAAUUAUCACCUAUUCUUUCCCAAUGUAAUUCUUUCUUGCAUGGCUUCUUGAAGAAACUGCAAGCUCUGGCCUUAGUGCAAACAUUUGAAAUCAGGGUCAAAGUAAUGCAUGGACUUUGUUUAGUUUGAUUUCAUGUAGAACAAUUUUUUACAUGUGGGUAAGAAGUGGUUCUAGAGUGUAAUAAAUGGGACAAGUUGGGUGAAACUGGGGAAGUAGGAUCCAUCCUACACACAAAAUCACCCACCUCCACCCUGAAGCUAAGUCAAAACAAAGCACUCAUGCAGAGACUCAUUUUGAUAGCAAAAUUGAUCCAUGCCAAUACUAAUGCAUUUGCUAGCACUGCAACUGUUAGUCUUUCCAUCUGAUGCUGGCCUUUUUUCUCAUCAUCUGUGCAAUUCCAGCCACAAAUGUCCAAUAUACCAGAAAGAUAGAUAUUGGGUGUCUAUGAAGUUCCUUCCUUCUUCAACCUUUAUUAUAUGAAAUUAAUAUAGAUGGGACUGUUCAUUUCUACUUUCUGGUACAACAGUCACUCAAUCAAGAUGUAAACUCUUGGAAACAGAAAAUAUUGAAAAUUAAACUUUCAACUAAUUUUCCACUGAGCUGUCACACCUAAUGGUUCAAUUUCAAACCAGUGAAUGCAAAAUAUAUAUAUAGCCACUAAAGCUUCUUACCUUAAGACCUUUUGAAUAGAGCUAAAAAAAAAUCAAGUUAAAUCCAGAAUUUUGAUUUAUUUUGUAGCUUAGUCUGAGAUUUUGCAUUGUCUCCCCUUCACUUUUAAGUCUGCAAUAAGCAUUGCCUUUGUUCGCAUCAAUAAAAAAAAAUAUUGCAUUCACUGAUUCAAAAUAAAAUCAUUGCUAUGCCAGCUCUAAGGAGAUAACAAAUGAAGUCAGCAUGGUUUUCUUUGCUCUUAUGGAAACCUCAUGCUUAUACUUGGAUUGAAUGGCCACUGUCCUGAAAUGUAAAUGACUAGUCCAAAAUGCAUGUAAAUUUUUAACUAUGCUUACUCUCAUACGGAAAAGUUCCCCAUGGGAAGCAUUCAUGGACAUUCUGUACUAGCAAGAGAAAAAGAAGUUGCUUGAACAGUUAAUUAUAUGUGGUAACAUUCAUGCAUGGAUAGCCUACGAUCAUGAGCCGCGCUGUGUGGGUAGAAGUGUGGAAAACCACUUCCAAGUACUCGACUUGACCAGAGCCUUUUUCUCACUGGCAAUGAACCAUGAUAAAAUGUUUAAACUCUGAAUCCCCAAAACUGGGAACCAGUGAUUGAUUCUUUAAAAGUGCAUUGUUAUUCUCGCGUGUGCAUUCUCAUGAUGAAUGAGGAGAAAUCGACAGAUUCACUAUUCCCUUUGCCUUGCAGCUCUAAAAUUCGCAUCACUUUGCUCUUUCCAUCAUGAUGCAUGUCAGACAAGGAUCUGGUCAAAGUGGAACAUUGAAACGACUUUCCGCCCUUGUGAUUAUUUGAUAUUAUCUUCUUAACUAUGGUUGAAAUCGUGAGUUUCACCAUCUUCCAGGCGAUGGCCUGAAAGUUAUGGCAUCUUGAUAUUAAUUCUCCGUACUUUAACUAUGACCAUGAUCGAAAGAUGAUGGCGUUGCCAAGGCAUUAGCCGCUUUCUUCUGGAGGUGGAUGUUGUGGCUUAUUCCUGGCGGCUGGCAAGGCAGUACCGAAAAAGAGGGGUGGUGAGUCAUCGUGCUGCCUCCUAGCCUGUCUGAUGUUAUGUCAUGUCGUCUUAGGUGACCGUCUAGUCACGGUGGUUUGCGUGGGAGACAUCUCUCCCCUUCUCCCCAGUGAGUUCAUAGUUGCGAUGACAUGUGCAUUCGUUGCUCAUUGUGAUACUGUUGUUCCCUAGCCUAGUUUCUCUCGUUUCUGUACCCCUAAGCGUACGCCCUCAUGAUAAUAAAUAUUCACUCUUUCCAUCCGAUGUC